GAGAGCAGAGAGGUGGACAGAUUGAGACCUCUACGAUCAUCCAGCUCAUGGAGAGAAUCAAUAACCGACACAGAAGAGACUCUCACUGGACUCGAGGAAAUGAGAGGGUGCAUUUGACCUGAACAGGAUCAUAAACUUAUGAUUCCUCCUCAAUUUAAACAUCAUCUGACAAAUAAGGGAACUCUCCUCCUCUCUUUUUAAACUUCUGAGUCUGCUGUGUGUGUGUGGCUAAGGAUGCUUCAACCUCAGGUUCAUUUAAUCUGAUGUGUUUUUAUUAGAUCUAGUUUGGAUUAUUCAUCAUUCAGAGCAGAAUCUGCCUUUUUUUUUUUGGAUUAACCGCCUUUGGAGGAACUUUUACGCACAGCCUUUGCUCAUUUGGAUGACUCCACAAAUCCUGUCCGCACUGUUGCAGGCGAUAUUCCAGGUUGCACACUAUAAAUCCAGCUCGUCUGAUUUCUCAAGCGAAUCAUCGGUAUCAGAUCUCACUUCUUGGCUGUGCCCCGUAAUAGCAACACGGAUAUCGCUUAACACUUUUUCGCAGACUGACACUGGUGCGCUCACAAACGGGGGUUCGGUGUCGCGAAUAUUAUCUUCUCCAUUUGUUUUAAGGAGUUUCUCAACUCUGGACGACGAUAUAUUGUGAGAAAUCAUCUGAAAUGCUGCCUCUGUCGCCUCUGCUGCUCCUCGUCUUCCCCGCUGCGAUCUUUGUGGCCGCGCAAGGCGCCGGGGACCUGCAGGGUGUCAGCCUCCCCGAUGGGAGCGCAGGGUUCGACCCUACAGACCCCUGCACGGUGGUGACCCCACCAUGUUUGAGCGAGGCCGAUCGCUACAGCCUGGAGGCCCUGCAGAUCAUACACCACAUAAUGGAUGAUGACCAGGACGGAGGAAUCGAGGUGGAGGAGAGUGUGGAGUUUAUCAUCGAAGACAUGAAGCAGCAGCACACCAACAAACACAGCAACCUGCACAGAGAAGACCAACACAUCACGGUUGAGGAGCUCUGGAGGGGCUGGAAGUCAUCUGAAGUACACAACUGGACUCAAGAUGAGGUGCUUCGCUGGCUGAAGGACUUUGUUGAGUUGCCGCAGUAUGAGAGAAACUUCAAAGACUUCAAGGUCAACGGAAACACACUCCCCAGGAUCGCUGCUAAUGAGCCUUCAUUCCUGAGCGUCCAGCUGAGAGUUCAGGACCAGAGAGACAAACAGAAGCUCAACAUCAAAGCUCUGGACGUGGUGCUGUUCGGACCGCCUGCACGUCCUCAUAAUUACAUGAAGGACCUGGUGCUCAUUGUGUCAGUGGUGAUGGGAGUUGGAGGCUGCUGGUUUGCUCAGGCCCAGAACAAAGCCAGUAAAGUCCACAUAACCAAGAUGAUGAAAGAUUUGGAAAGUCUUCAGAGGGCUGAGCAGAGCCUCAUAGAUUUACAGGAACAGCUGGAGAGAGCCCAGGAAGAGAAGCGUAAUGUUGCGGAGGAGAAACAGAACCUGGAGGAGAAGAUGAGGGACGAGAUCAUGGGAGCACAGGAGGAGGCUUAUCGUCUGCAUGAGCUGAGGCAGGGUGCUGUCACUGAGCUCAGCCGCCUGCGGUAUGCAGAGGAAGAGCUGGAACAGGUCCGCGGGGCACUGAAGCAGGCGGAGAAGGACAUGCAGGCAAGCUGGACUGUCUCAGAGGUUCUGCAGCAGUGGCUCCAGCUGACGCAUGAAGUAGAGGUCCAGUACUACAACGUCAAGAAGCAGAGUGCAGAACUGCAACUCUCCAUCGCCAAGGAAGAGGCAGAGAAGAUUAAGAAGAAGAGGAGUUCACUGCUGGGGACUCUCCAUGUUGCCCACAGCUCCUCUUUAGAUCAGGUCGACCACAAGAUCCUGCAAGCAAAGAAUGCCUUGUCUGAAGUAACAGCCUGCCUGCGGGAGCGACUCCAUCGCUGGCAGCAUGUUGAGCGCCUCUGCGGCUUUCCCAUAAUUAGGAAUUCCGGUCUUGCAAACCUCACUGCUCAGCUCUACUCAGACUCAAUUGCCCUGGGGUUGCCCCGAGUGCCCCAGCCACCUUGUUCAUGCCAUAGCUCUGUACAUGGAUCUAUAGAGGAUCUUUUAGAAGAAUCUCCAAUCUUACCACAGAUGACAGUUGCACCACUGAAGCGUUCUCCUCGAAGACAGGGAUCUACCGUGUGUCGGCCACGUCGUCCUGGUGUCAUUACUCAGCCACUGACUACCAUGAUCUCCCAAGACCCUGACCUUCUCAUCCCCAUCCGAGGUCCUUACCCUUGCUUUGAUGAGGAAGAAAGCUUCUUCCGUAAAACACUAAAGAAACAAGACUCCCAAGAGAAGUACUCAGACACAGAGUACAUGACUUCUCCUCCUCUCAGCAAAAUGUACCGUAAUCCCACUGUCGAUGCUUCCUCUCAAAAACUUUAUCAUGAUGAAACUGAGCUACUUUCAGAUCCCUCGGUUUCAAAGCCUUUGAGCAAAGAAGUAGAGGUUGGUGUUCCAGUUCGUAAAGUUUCAACAGAAGAGCUUGAAGUAGAUGUUGUCUGUAGGAAGAUGGGAAAAGACAAAUUGCUGGAUUCGUCUUUAGAAUCUUUGAAGAUGUCUAAAGAAGAGUCUUUGAUAGAUAUUUCAUCCUGGAAAGCAGAGACAGAUACAGAUACAAUAGGGGAUUUAAGUGACACUUCUUCAAGGAGUAUAUACAGAGAAAUAAGUGAUUUACCAAUGGACGUUAAACAGAUUAUUUGGAAUGAAUUAGAAGCAUCAGCAGAUAAACAGGCACCAAGGAAGAUAUCCAGAGAUAUGAUGGGGACUUCAUUUGACAGCAGCUUAAGAAAAAUAACACAAGAUGAUGCUGAGCAUCCGUUUGACUUAGUACCCAGAAAAAUAACAAGAAAUUCUAUAGGUAUUUCUGUAGACACAGGUUCUAGAAAGCUUUCGUGGAAUAAAGGGGAAUGUCAGCUUGAUUCCCCUGUGAGGGCAUUAACAGUGGACAAAAUGGUUGAGACAACUAGAACACCAAGAAGGAUCUCACGGGAUGAGUUGGAGUAUUGUACAGAUCCUGCUUCCCAAAAGAUGCUAUCCAGAGAGAAACUUGAUGCCCUUAUGGAUACCUCGUCCUCUGCAGAGUUUAGUUUAGAACCAGCAAACCGGAAGAUUCUGAGAAAUGAACAUGAGUUGUCUGCUGGUUCUCUCAGACGGAGAAUUCCAAGAAUGGCAAGAGAUGACACAGACAGUGCAGUUGACAAUCCCGCAGGAAAAAUCAGGGAUAGAGUUGAUGGUCCGGUAGACAUACCUAAACAUCCAACACAGAAGGAGGAGUUUGGAGCAUCUGAAUCAAGUUCAUCUUUAGGUCGGUUUGGACAGCCAGACCUUAUGGUAACCUCCCAGGGGCCGUGGACAUCAUCAGAUCUGUUCAACGCUGGUCCAUUGAGCCAGCUCGUGUAUGAUGGAAUCCUUGAAAAAUCCUGCAACCCUCCAACACCUCCUCAGGCCAGACUGCCAGCAGACGCAGAGCCUCCUCUGCCUCCACCAAGGGUUGCCAUUCCAUCUCUGACAUCCCCUUCUGAGACUGGAGAAGAGAGGAGCAAGGAUAAAGAAAAGAGCAAGAAAUCCCUGAAGCUCAAAAGUCUUUUUAAAAAGAAAAAUGAUUCAACAACAGAGAAGCCUCAAAGUGGUCUUCAGAAACUCUGACAAUCAGUUGAAAGUAUUUUCUUUUCAUUUUCUUAGCAUUUUAUUGAAUCAUAAAAUAGCAUUUUAGAAUCGAAUUGAAGAUAUCAGGUAGCACUUCUAGAAAGCACAAUCUUACCUGAAGAAGUCAGUGUCUGGAACAUUAAAUAAUAUAUUGAUGUUUUCAAUCCCUGAGUUUGGUGGCACUGAGAGAAUCAUGGUAUAUGUAUGAUGCUUAAUGUUGCAUGUGAAAUUUUUUUUAAGACAGUACAGUACAUUUGGUGACAUGACAGUUGCAUAUGUUAUCAGUAUGACACUGCAAAAACCUUUCACGUGACUUACUUUAUAUUUAAAGAUGAUGUUUGAUUAAGUCUUAUUUACACUUAUGGUUGAUGCCAUAUAUUAUUGAAUUGAAUGUAGAUUUGUUUUGAUGCUUUGCCUAUGGCUGAAGGAUUAAAUAAUGUUUAAAUACAUGCUGCUCUUCUGUAUAACAGAGACAAUGCUUGAAUUCAGUUUGAACGUCCACUGAAGACACUUCUUGCAGUAGAAAAUGAAAGCAUUUUGUUUCGAGAAAACUGUGGUUAAAUUCAGUGAGGUCUCAAUAAGUUUCCCCCUUUGGAACUCGAUUUGUAUUCUAUGACAUAACAAAUGAAAGAGAGUCUGGUCUGACAUUUUUCUUCAUUUUCCAUACUACAGUUUUUAAUACAAUGAGUAUAAGUUGUUAAUCAACAUAUAUUGGAGUUUGACACUCAACAUACCAGUAAAAUGUACAAUGUACAAUGUUUUGGUUUCCUGGUAACCACAGCUCUUGGUUUCUGGUAACAGCCACCACCAGAUCAUCCUCCAUGAGGCCUGUGUCUGUAUUUCUAACUAAAGGCAUUUUGCACUCCUCAUUAUUUGUGGGAGCCUUGUGCAGAAGCUAUAUUGACUUCACCACAGUUACCAUGAUCUGAUCAGGCCUGAAGGCAAAUUAAAGCAGGACUUGGGGUUAUUAAGCUGUUUUCCUUAACGUAGACUGUAAAUUUGUGGCAUGUAGGUCAUGGUUUGUGUUCAGCUUUAUCUCACUGUCACCGUCAACCUCUAUCUUUACAAUCUGCAAUAUAUAUUUGACAACAUGGCGGCUUUUGACAGCAGAUUGUCAAUCACGCACCCAUCAGGUUUAGGAACAUUUUAAAAAUCAGAUUUAUUGUAGGGCUGUUUGACGACACCCACACAGUUCUGCUGAGACAAGUAGUUGUUUGCUUUAAACUUUUAGUCUUGUUUUUUUUCCUCUUUCAUUUGAUUGUUGUUUGCUAUUGUCCAGUGCGUCAGAGGGACAGACAUUUGUGUUUGGGGCUGUAGGGCAGGCCCUGCUGUUGUGGUCCAGCUAAAAACAAAAGAGAAGGAUGAAUUGGAUCUAAGAGCAGAGCCAUAACUUCAGGCUCCCUGCAAAAGGCCAUGACUCGGAUCACCAGCUGAAAUAGACAUAAAAUAACAUUUAUUACCUUGUUACCUGGAGCAGAUGCUUUCAGAACUGAAACUGCUGGUUGCUGUGUAUUUCUUUAUUUUGUGCACUCUACUACUCAGCUGCAGCUACCUCAGUCACAGCGUUCUGGAAGCGUUUUCAUGAAGUGCAAUGGGGCAUUUUUGACAGCUGGUGUAUCACUAACAAUCUAAAAGCCUACAAGGUUGCAAAUUGAUCAGGGUUAAGGAAUCACUCAAGUUCUGUUAAAAAUGUGCAUAAUUCCCAAGAGCAGUUUAUUACGAAAACAGUAAAGCAGUUUUUUUCUUUUUUAAAUUAGUGCAUUUAGAUGCAUAUUUGACUGCUUGAAUUGUUUGUUUAUGGAUUAUUUAUGUUUCUUUUAUUGUUUACAGACAUAACAAGUCAGUAGCCUAAUAUGACUUUUUAAAUCAAAUAACUGAGAAAUUGCUUUUGAUUGAAUUAAUAAUUGAUUAUUUGAAUAUGAUCUCUGUCUUGUCUUACUUUGAAUGAGUGCCAAGUAUUAGGGAUAUAUGAAUACAACAUUUCCUCUUGUCUUAGGUGAGGAUAACUGCUGUACGCUGCUGUGUAUUAGUAUGAAAAUAUGAUUUAUUGGACUGUUGUUAUAUACUGAUUUAAUAGCAACUGAUGAUUGAGAAAACAAAUAAGGUGAAAUAAGGAUAUAUUGUGCACUCAUGUACAAUUAAAAACAACCUAAACAUCACCAGUGUAUAAAUUAUUUCAAUCCUUUGUGAAAGAGAUGUGAAAUAUUGAAUUGCAGCUUGAAUUAAUACAGCCCUGAUAGAACCUUCAUGCUCAGUGAGGACACUUUUUCAUUAGACCCCUUGAAAAGAACAGCAGUGCUACUAUUGUUAAAGAUAGAACAUCAUGUUUAUUCCAGCAGCCACAGUGACUGAGCAUUAAAAAACACCAUUUAAUUCAGUUUGGACACUUUAACUGUGAGGCCCCUCCUUUUUAUUGGACUAUACGGUGCAUUGCAUCAACUUUCCACUAGAGGUCAGAUCAAGAUCAUCUUUACUAAUCAUUUAUUACACAGUACACCUCCCUUCAAACAGAAUUUUACACCAGAUGACCACGAGAAAAAUGAAAUGCAUAUGUAAAAAAAUGUUUUUAUCAUUAAUGAACUGUCCACAGUGUUGCAGGAUUUACACAAAUAAAAAGUACCUUGGAGAAACAUAAGGAAAGUAUUCUUUCAAAAACCCAAAACAGGUUGAACUCUUAAACUGUACAGUACAUUUGAUUUUCAUUACUUACAUGAAAACAGCAUGAAAUUCAGAAGAGGACACUCUGAGAAGCAGAAGAUUCAUAUGAAAUAUUCAGCUUUACCUCAUGAGAAGUAAUAGAGAGCAUUUACUGUCUGCAGGGGCUUUAUGACCACAGAUGCUCUGUUGUUUUAAGAAACACGUUGCUCACUUCGUACACACUGUUUCGUGUGAAAACCAGGUUGAGAACAU
This is a messenger RNA of Paralichthys olivaceus (Japanese flounder), 6578 nucleotides long. RefSeq names its product tromal interaction molecule 2a (gene stim2a). Gene Ontology annotation, biological process: activation of store-operated calcium channel activity; store-operated calcium entry; intracellular calcium ion homeostasis. The record is from RefSeq and is a predicted model, not a curated record. Gene Ontology annotation, molecular function: protein binding; calcium ion binding; calcium channel regulator activity. NCBI's taxonomy places the organism in Eukaryota, Metazoa, Chordata, Actinopteri, Pleuronectiformes, Paralichthyidae. Gene Ontology annotation, cellular component: plasma membrane; endoplasmic reticulum.